GUGAAUCGACACAAAGGGGUUAUCGCGUUGAUGAAUGCAGAGCAGCCAGCCAGCUGAUAUUUUGCUCAUACUGUAAAUUUAUAUAAAGAAAGUCACAGGUUGUAAUCUAUCUACUUGGUGAGCACAGACUCUACCAACAGCCGCAGGCAGUCGUGCUUAAAAAACCGAUCCUCUUGGUGAUCAUGGAACAAUUUCAGACUGCCUCCUCCACAUCCCCAGUUGAUGAUUACAUGUCAGAUCCCUUACUAGAACGCCAAGCUCAUCCGUCAGCUGCUCCACCACCCCAAGAGAAGUCUCACAGUUUCGACCGUUUGUUUCUAAAACGACUUGGUCGUUUACUGCGAUUAUUGUUUAAAGGAACAGACGGUUCCAUACUCAAAUCCAGCAUUCUCUUGCCGUAUUCUAUUUUCCUUCUGUUAAGCUGUGGAGUCGAAGUUAUCGUCUGGUUCGUAGGUCUGAUACCCAGUCGAUUUUAUGCCGUGCUGGGAUCCUUGGAUGUUGAAGGUUACUGGAAGGUUCUUUUUCAAAGCUUGGGCUUCGUAUUUUUGGUUGCUGUGGGCAAGAGUUUGCAGACUUUUUCAAGCAAGAUUCUUGCUCUUCAAAUCAGAAGGAUAUUGACAGAACAUAUUCAGGCUUGCUACGUCAAGCCAAAGACAAUAUACCGAGUUCUUCUCUUUCAUGAAGACAUUGAUAACCCGGACCAGCGUAUCACACAAGACAUUGAUAGGUUUGCAGAAGCUGCUCGCGAUAUUGUUGAACCUCUCGUCAUUACACCAGCACUUAUCGUAUAUUACACAUGGAAGUGCUGGGAUGUCGGUGGUUAUCUCGGCCCUCUUUUUAUUUACAGCUACUUCAUUGUUGGCUCAGUUAUCAGCAGCUAUUUAAUUAAGCCUAUUGUUGAGCUGGUAUUCAGAAAGGAAUCAUGUGAAGGAGACUUCCGUUAUCUUCAUGUCCGACUUCGUGAAUACGCAGAAUCCGUUGCAUUCAGUCGUGGUGAAAAGGAGGAACAAAUUAGAGCUGACAGAUCGCUUAAUACCUUAUUGGGUGCUCAGCGUAAAGUUAUCAAUAGAGAGCUACCUCUUGAAGCCGUUAAGCAAAUUCAUUCUUAUUUUGGCUCCAUUUUGAGUUACAUCAUUAUAUCCAUUCCAAUACUUGCCGGAAAAUAUGAUACUAGCGACCCCAGCAAGAUUAGCGAGAUCAUUAGCAAGAAUACCUUUAUUUCAAUGUACCUGUUGUGGAAAUUCUCGUCAAUCAUCGAACAGGCCACAAAGCUUUCUGAUUUGGCUGGUUAUACAGCGCGUAUUUCGGAGCUGUUUGAAGCCAUCAAUGUCAUUGACAAUGACUUAGAAAACGUCGAGAUCGACUACCCUUAUCAAGAUGGCAGCCCAGAAAGCGAGCCUUUCAUUGCUUUUGACAAGGUCACCAUUGCAUCUCCGUCUAAGAAGAUUCUCAUAAGCGACUUCACUGCGCGUUUCUAUACUGGAAACCAUGUAUUGAUUACUGGUCCAAAUGGUUCUGGAAAAUCUUCAAUGUUAAGAGUCAUUGCGGGAUUAUGGCCAUGCACUAAAGGUCACAUUCAGCUUCCAAGCAACCAUAAUGGGCAGAAGAGCAUGUACUUCUUACCUCAAUCAUCAUACCUCACUUUCGGCUCCUUACGUGACCAAAUUACCUACCCAAAUUUAGCAUCUAACACUGAAAUUUCAGACGAAGAUAUUCGAGCUCUUCUCAAGAAGACUCGUCUUUCUCAUGUUGAGGAUCUUGUGGACUCGUUCGAUACACAGUAUGGCAACGAGUGGUACAAAAUGCUCUCUCCUGGUGAGCAACAAAGACUCGCCUUUUGUAGAGCCUUUUAUUGGAAACCAACUUUCUUAAUUAUGGAUGAGGCCACCAGUGCCAUUGACGAAAGCACUCAAAGCCACCUUCUCCAGAUGGUGCACGAAAGUGGCAGUACCAUGAUAUGUGUCAGCCAUAACUCCUCUACACGCAAUCUAUUUGAUACAUUUGUUACAUUUAACGGCAAUGGAGAGUGCCGCGUUAGUCAUAGCCAAGAUAUAGAUAUUAAUGAUGAUGCCUUGGACAAAGCGGUGUUGCGGGAUCCCUGGUCACUUUCGGAUGAAUAAAUUGCCCUCAAUCCCCGAAACUAUUUUAUUUUUUCCAUUCAGGAA
Messenger RNA from Umbelopsis ramanniana AG, 2165 nucleotides. RefSeq lists its product as uncharacterized. The coding region runs from base 183 to 2120 and encodes 645 amino acids. The transcript has 11 exons. Gene Ontology annotation, biological process: peroxisome organization; very long-chain fatty acid catabolic process; long-chain fatty acid import into peroxisome. Lineage: Eukaryota; Fungi; Mucoromycota; Umbelopsidomycetes; Umbelopsidales; Umbelopsidaceae. The record is from RefSeq and is a predicted model, not a curated record. Gene Ontology annotation, cellular component: peroxisomal membrane. Gene Ontology annotation, molecular function: ATP binding; ATP hydrolysis activity; long-chain fatty acid transmembrane transporter activity.